AGUGUAAACACUUUACUGUAGAUAACGCGGCAGCGGCAACUGGUCAUUUUCCUGUUACCCGAUGUAUGAAUCGUCAGUCAGUCGUCGCUAGGCUAACGAUACGCCGCGGCGAAUACUUUGUGCUAAUUGUGUUCGGUAACAAAAACUUAAAGGGAUAUACUGUUUACUAGUGUCCUUAGUGGUUUACGCUGAUAACCAUUAUGUUUAUAUUUGUGCUCGAAUUAUGCGCGUGUUUUGUGUUGUGUUUUGGUCAAAAUCACGGAGUUAAAGGACACAAUGAACCGGAACAUCCCACGAACUUACACAACGGCCUCAGCGAGGCGACUGGUAAUUUCUCAGUCGAGCUAUUAUAUCAUGCAGCAAGGCAACAAGGGAAGCAGAAUCUGAUUUUGUCGCCGAUCACAGCAUGGACGGUGAUGGCGGUGACGUCGGAAGGCGCACUGGGGAGUACGCGGACUCAACUGAACUCUGCCUUACGAAUCAAAAGAAACCGGACGGUCACCAGACAGAACUUCCAAGAAAUCGCGCGAUGGCUAUUAGUAAACACAACUACGGUGAAUCUUGCGAAAUUCAACGGAAUAUUUGUAGACAAGUCUAAAUCUCUGGAAAAUGACUUCCGUAAAUCUUCGAAAGAAUUUUAUGAUACUCAAACUGUCGAUCUAGACUUUAGGAAUAGCGCAGCAACCGCUGCCACCAUAAAUGGAGCUGUGUCAUCAGCAACCAAAGGCAGAAUUCCCAAAUUAAUUGAUGAAAGUAAUUUGAUUGAUGCACAGAUGAUCAUUACUAGUGCAGUAUAUUUUAAAGGGCAGUGGACUGCUCCUUUUAAUGCCUCAUCUACAACUAAACAAAAUUUCUAUAAUAGUACUGGGGGGAAAAUAGGUGAAGUAAACAUGAUGUACAAUAGAUACACAUAUCCAUUUGCUAACAUUAAGGAGAUUCAAGCAAGAGUAAUUGAAUUGCCUUAUGGUGUUGAGAACCGUCUGUCCAUGCUGUUAAUGCUGCCGAAUCCUGGUGUCACUCUAGAAGAUAUGUUCUUGAACUUUAAAAAAGUACCUCUAGAUACUGUCUUUCAAGAGCUCAAACUCUCCCAAGAAGAGUACAGUGAAGAUGAAAUAGACUGUUUUAUUCCUCGUUUCAAAAUUGAAUCUAACAUUGAACUGACUGAAAUUUUUAAAAAGGGAAUGGGAAUAUAUGACCUUUUUGAUCCUGCACAGGCCAAUCUGGGCCGCUUAGCUCGCAAGCCCCUAUAUGUGACUAGAGUCAUCCAUAAAGCAGAGAUUGAAGUUACAGAGGAAGGUACCAUUGCGUCAGGAGCCACUGCUGCUGAGUUUGCAAAUCGGAUUGGAGUUAUAAGGUUUGAUGCCAACAGGCCUUUUAGUUACCUUAUUGUGGAAAAGGUCACAAACACUAUUGUUUUCGGAGGAGUCUACCAACAACCAACUUUGUACUGAUCUUUAAAGCUAUAUAUAAUCAAAAACGUAUGACUAAAUAUAAUUGUAAUAUUUGAGUAAUGUGUACCUACUCAAAUGCAGAGAUAUGAGUUUCAAUUAUUUUGUAAGAUAAUUUUUAAGUACACUAAACAGAUUGACUACAAGAAGGCAGAAUUCCUGGAGGAGUCAAUUUAAAUUAUAAUUUCAUAACAUUGUUUGAAAUAUCUGAGCUUCAAAAUACUCAUUUUAAUACCAAUUGUGCAUCAAAAAAUCUUUCCUUUAUACUUAAGUACCUAGUAAUAACAUUUCAUAUGUUAUUGUUAUUCUCAAAUCCUGAUACCUUCCAUGGGCAUCUAUGUCCUCUGAUCUAUUUCUUACCUUAAAUUAAUACACAAUACAUGAUUUUCCACUUUCCACUUUUGAAUUGUUCUUGAAUUUUCUGUACUAGUCUUAUUACAUUUUUAGCUAUGAGUGCCAUGACAUCUUAUAACAACUAAUUUGUGAAAUUUGUAUACAAAUACGGGAUUAUAUUUUAAUAACUUACCAAAAUGUUGUUAAAAAUAUAUAGCUAAAAGAGAUAAAAUUUUAGAUAACAAGGUCAUGUUCAAUGUAAUCAAGGCAUUUAAAAUGCUCAUGAACCGAGAACUGGUUGCAAAACUGUCAUUUUGAAUGAUAAUUUGCAUUUUUAAAAAACAGGUAAAUUAUUAAAAUAGUCAUGGUUCUCUGUUAUAUUAUAUUGUUUGUUGAUUUUUCUGCUCUUUAAACAAGAAUAUAGAAUUAUGAUGAUGAUGAUGCUUAUUUUUAACAUGAACCUAUUAAUAAAAUUAGAGCAGCUAAUAACUUUUUAAACAACCCUUAUCACAAUAAAUCAUUGCAAAAAUGGUUUUGAAAAAUGUAGGUACCAGGGUAACAGUUUGAAAUUGUUUGCAUUAAGGCUCUAUACUAUAAAGGAGGGUGUACAACGGUAGUUACAUGGUUUUGAUUUAAAACUAACGGGAUUAAUAAAUUUUUCUUCAUUUCCACUUUACCCUUAUGCCUUAUAAGUUAUAAUAGUUAAAAUUAGAAUCAAUUAACUAUCAACAUAUAAACUAUUUUCGCAAUCAUAUGUUGUAUUAGUAGAGUAUAGGUUUAUUGACAUUAUUUGAUUUUUGAUGUUCAAGUCGCGAGAUCAAUGCUUAACAUAGUCUUAAAAGGUUAUGAGAUUGAUGAUGGCACUCUUACAGCAAUUUGAAUCACCCUUGAGUUAAGCUAGCUAGAACUGUAGUGUUAUUAAAACUCAUAAUUAUUUUCGUAAGACGUCGUUGCUGACAUUUCCACACUGUCAUUGCAAAGUUAACAAUGUUAGUCUUUAAUAUUUAAGUAAAUAAAUGAUCGUACUAAACUGCUGGUCAGUUAACGCGGCAAUAAGGAAUAAAUAACAACACGAUUUUCCCUGAUUUCGUCAUUCGUGUGGUUUUAGUUGCUAAUGGCUUCGGAAACGCAUUGCAAUGCAUUUGUGGAAAAUUGUGUAUUCAUCAACUUGGCCUAGGUAUACGUUAAAACGAUUGACUUAGAUUCUGAAUCUCUCAAGAGACCACGAUAUUGAUGUCUUAUAUUUGCGCUACUUUAACUUUUAUUACAGACUUGUAGACAUUGUAGACCUAUCUGUAUUUAUCGAACAUUGAACGAUGCAACAUUAGCAAAGUGCCGAAAUCCACCGAAUUACUCUACUAGUACUAUCUACAGUAUCUACUCUAAAAAUAUCCUUUACUCUUAAACAUUAGUACCGAAUGCCAUUACUCACUUUAUAAUUAAAUGGUUUCUGAAUUAAGAAACCAAAGUAAAGUAAUGGUUCUAGUUAAAGAUAGAUAAAUACGUAAAGUUAGCCAAAACAGUGGUUUACCACUUUUCGGGCUAAAAAAAAUUGAGUCGAAAAGUGGUAACUUUCUUGGCUGACCGUACCUAUUGAAGUGUCAAAUUAAAUAUCUUACGCGUUGCUAGUGCUUAAAUAUUUGUCAUACGGGUAGUUUUCGGGACUAGGUAUCGAAAUUGUUAUCAUUUUAUAUCACUAAUGAUCCUAACUUGUCGGCGUAGAAAAUGAAAUAUAAACAAACAAAUGAAUUACUGAGAAAUAAAGAAAACACAAUUAUUAAUGAUGUGAAUGUUAUGUCAAGUGUGUUUAUAAGAAAAAUAAGUUGUAUAAGAAUAUUUGCGUACCUAUAGUGUUGUGUUUUAUACAAACUGUAAAUAGACGUAACUUUUGUGAUUAAGUCAAAAUUGUUUACCUAAAGAAGACGAAGAAUCGAAGAUCUUUUCUUAAUUAGAAAUAAAUUUUACAUACUCAAAGCUGGAAA
This is a messenger RNA of Leguminivora glycinivorella, 3763 nucleotides long. It is a transcript of the gene serpin-4, whose product is annotated as serine protease inhibitor 77Ba-like. The transcript has a single exon. The record is from RefSeq and is a predicted model, not a curated record. Lineage: Eukaryota; Metazoa; Arthropoda; Insecta; Lepidoptera; Tortricidae. Gene Ontology annotation, molecular function: serine-type endopeptidase inhibitor activity. Bases 201 to 1451 code for a protein of 416 amino acids.